AUGUCUUUGGAUCUAUCUGUUGACGAGGUGCGGGUCCAGUCGGUGAUUUCGCACUCGAAAAUCCACCUGGACCAUGCUGUUGACCACGACGAGGCAGUUAUUCUUGCUCUGGGGUAUAAACAGGAGCUCAAGAGAGGUCUUUCCAUGCUGACGACGUUUGCCGUUGCGUUCUCGACGCUGGGACUGCUGCCGUCUGUGGCAGGCACGCUGUGGUACUCGAUGGCAUACACGGGGACGGCAGGCAUUACGUGGGUGUACCUUGUGGCCAUGGCGGGCAUCAUGUGUGUUGCGCUGUCGAUGGCGGAGAUCGCCUCGGCGUUCCCAACGUCGGGCGGGCUGUACUAUGCCACCGCAAUGCUCGCGCCGCCCAAGUACAAGGCCUUUCUGUCCUGGUUCGUGGGCUGGUCCAACUACCUCACCCAAAUUACGGGGGGGCCUUCCGUGGGGUCCUCCACGGCAGCCAUGAUUUUGGCUCUCAAGCAGAUGACAGACCCCAGCUACGAGUACCACAAGUGGCACGCGUUCCUGCUCGCCACGUCCAUCACCGUCAGCUGCGCCUGCAUCGCCUCGAUGCCCGUCAAGUGGAUCUCGUACAUCACACGGUUCACGUCUCUGCUGAAUAUCUCGUUUCUCUUCAUCUGCUGGGUGGUUUUCUUAGGCGGCAAUACGAGGGCCGAGCAGGGCCUUCCGAAGUUCAACUCGAACGCCGAGGCGUGGGGCAUCACCAACAUGACCGACUGGCCCGACGGAAUGGCCGUUCUCAUGAGCUUCAUGGCUGCUAUUUGGAUCAUGUCUGGCUUUGACGCUCCGUUCCACCUCGCAGAAGAAUCGACCAACGCCGAGAUCGUGACGCCAAACGCGAUCGUGCUGACCGCGUCGCUGGGCGCCGUGCUCGGCUUCGCGUUCCAGCUUGGCAUGGCGUACACGAUCGUCGACGUGACGGCGGCCGUGGAAGGAGAGCUGGGACAACCGUUUGUGUCGUUCCUGAGCCAGGUCCUCACAAAAGACAGAACCAUCGCGAUGGCCGCCCUUGCAAUCGUUCUGUCGUACAUCAUGGACUUCUCCAGCAUGCUGGCGGCGUCACGUGUGCUGUACUCGUACUCCAGAGACGGAUGCAUCCCGCUGUCGCGCGUGUGGUGCCGCGUUAACCCGUACACCAGGACGCCGGUGAACGCGGUGUGGUUCAAUUGGUUUGUGGGCGAGUGUCUGCUGUGUCUGAUGUUCAAGGGCGAGGCGAUCAACGCGGUGUUCUCAUUCGGGGCAACUGGUGCGUUUGUUUCGUUCACAGUGCCGAUUUUCCUCAGAAUCACAUACGCCAGAAACACCUUCAAGCCGGGCCCUUGGAACCUGGGCCGGUUCAGCUACGUGACGGGCACUGUUGGGUGUCUGUUUAUCUUGCUGAUGCUGCCAGUGCUGUGUUUCCCGCAGUUCCGCGGCAAGAACAACACCACGGACCUCAUGAAUUGGACCUCGGUGGUGUACUGGGGAGCGAUGCUGCUGGUGGUGCUGUACUGGUUUGCGUACGGACACACGUUUUUCACGGGUCCUCGGCCAAAUAUCGGCGAUUUGUGCAGAGACGAGGAGGGCGGCAACGAGAAAAACGAGAUGAACGAGGUGGUCCAGCCGGUGAAGGAUAUUUGA
Messenger RNA from Ogataea parapolymorpha DL-1, 1641 nucleotides. Its product is annotated as putative polyamine transporter. Gene Ontology annotation, molecular function: transmembrane transporter activity. Bases 1 to 1641 code for a protein of 546 amino acids. Lineage: Eukaryota; Fungi; Ascomycota; Pichiomycetes; Pichiales; Pichiaceae. The transcript has a single exon. The record is from RefSeq and is a predicted model, not a curated record. Gene Ontology annotation, cellular component: membrane. Gene Ontology annotation, biological process: transmembrane transport.